Messenger RNA from Cebus imitator (Panamanian white-faced capuchin), 2694 nucleotides. RefSeq names its product olfactory receptor 51I2-like. The record is from RefSeq and is a predicted model, not a curated record. Gene Ontology annotation, cellular component: membrane. Gene Ontology annotation, biological process: G protein-coupled receptor signaling pathway. Gene Ontology annotation, molecular function: G protein-coupled receptor activity; olfactory receptor activity. The coding region runs from base 151 to 1122 and encodes 323 amino acids. Lineage: Eukaryota; Metazoa; Chordata; Mammalia; Primates; Cebidae. The transcript has 2 exons.
CCCAUUCUGAAGCCACUGUGAGCUCUGGUCCUCUGCCUUUGGUCCAGCUCUCACUUCACAAAGCUCUCUCAGCUUUUCAGAUUGGCCACUAAGGCAGAAGAUCCAACAGGUGGGGGCUAACUUCAGUCUUUUUCAAAUGGCAGGUGAAGAAUGAUUUCUGCUGUUGGUGGCAUGGGCACUGAAAGCAACGAAAGUCUUGACCUCUUAUCCGUCUUCCUGACUGGCAUCCCAGGACUAGAGGCCCGACAUGGUUGGCUCUCCAUGCCUUUCUUCACCAUGUACGUUGUGGCCAUUGUAGGAAACAUCUUAAUUAUAGCAGCAGUGCAGGAGAACCCUGCCCUCCAUGAACCCAUGUACCUAUUUCUCUCCAUGUUGGCUGUCACUGAGGUGGGCGUCUCUGUGUCUACACUGCCUACUGUUAUGGGCAUUCUUUGGUUUGAUGCCCGCAGGGUUGAUUUUGAUGGCUGCCUGGCCCAGAUGUUCUUCAUUCAUACUUUCUCCUGCAUGGAGUCCGGGGUCCUACUGGCCAUGAGCUAUGACCGCUUUGUAGCCAUCUACAACCCUCUGCGCUAUACAGCCAUCCUGACCCUGCCCUGUAUUACUUGCAUGGGUCUGGGCAUUACACUGAAGAGUGUGGCACUCAUGGCCCCACUUCCCAUCCUUUUGAGGCAGCUGCCCUAUUGUCACACUAAUGUCCUCUCACAUUCCUACUGCCUUCACUCAGAUCUGAUCCAGCUGCCUUGUGAAGAUACUAAACUCAACAGCAUCCUGGGCUUGGCUAUUGUUCUCGCAACUUUUGGGCAGGACUCAUUGCUCAUCGUGGUCUCUUAUGUCUUGAUUCUUUAUACAGUGCGGGGCAUUGCUUCUGGAGAGGGAAGGUGGAAGGCUCUCAACACAUGCGUGUCACAUAUUUGUGCAGUGCUUAUAUACUACGUGCCCAUGAUUGGCGUGUCUGUGAUGCAUCGUGCUGCCAAGCAUGCUUCACCCAUCAUCCACACACUUAUGUCUAGCAUCUACCUUUUUGUGCCACCUGUGCUUAAUCCCAUCAUCUAUAGCGUUAAGACCCGGCCAAUCCGACAGGGAAUUCUCACCUUGUUCUCCUGCAAGAGGGAAUUGCUCUGAAUUACUCCAAAGAGUUAUGAACUGUCAUUAAAUUCAUAAACUCUGAUAAUGUUUCUGCUAUUGGCAAAGCUCUAUGCUAGAGGUUUUGAGGAGGGUUAGGAACAAGGAAUUUAAAGUGUUGCAACAGGCUUAAAACUCUGAAACACAAGAGUUAAUCCUAACCCUUUCCAUCUCACAUUUUAUUUGUAUAUGUGUGUCUCUGUGUGCACACACUUAUAUGACUUUCUCUUCUAACAAGACAUGGUGACUUUGGGGCAGAAAUAAUGGAUUUUCCUUGUCUUUAUUUUCUCAAAACUCCUAGCAAAAAAGCCUGACAACUAGUGAGUUAACGGUAAAAGCUUGAGACUUAAUAAAAUUUAAAUUUAAAUAAAACAAAAUUUCUAUUUUUGUGGGUUAGGUAGGAACUCACCUAGUUAGGAACUAACCCAUAUGGGGUAGGAACUACUUAACCCAUAUCUUCCAAUUAAAAAAAUAUUGUCCUAGGAACUGUCUUUGAGUAAGGUGAGCUUGCUUUCUGGUUUUCUCCAGAUAUUCAUGGUUUACAUCUGUUUUCCUUAGCAUUAUUAUUAAUGUUACUUUCUUUCACUCUCAAAAAUAUUCUUCGUCAAACAAUAAAUUGUUUAAUUGUUGUUUACAUUUACCUAUGAAGCAAACUACCAUUAUGUAAGAAAACAGACUCUUCCCAAAACUUUCCAUGCAAUUGUCUCACACCCAGAAUUUCUGUACCAUGACACUCUGAGAAUGAAUGGCUGACAAGAAGACCUCAACUGAAGCAUAAAGAAAAAUAUGAACAACGUCACAAUGCCCAGGCUACAGAUUCUAAGAGUCCCAGCAAAAGCAACAAAUUCUUCUUUUGUACAAUCCCAGGCUCUAUUUUUAGAUAAACAUUUAUUGGCAAAUAAGUCUGAUAUCGCUGUGCCUGGAUAUCCUUUUUCUAUUUCCUCCUUUCCAUUCAUGUUUCUGCGGCUUUACCAUGCACGUGGUGCUUAUAUUCUUAUCUGUUCCCCAUUCUGCCCCCUCCUCAGUCCCAGAAGCAUGGGCCUAGUGUGUUCCCUCCCUUCUGCAUCUGCCUAUGUUUGCUUAGGCUUCUUGAAAACCUUGGUCAAACGGGAAUGGCCAUCUUCUCAUCUCCUAAACACACAGGCCUUUGUAUAAAGUGGAUUUAUAGAACUGUACUGAUUGAUCAGUGAUUAGCGUCACUGAUCAUUCUCACUCACUUCAGGGCCUUCAAUUACAAUGAAAAUAUUGUCCUCACCACAAAUUAUUCUCCUUGACUCAUCCAGUUUACAAGGGUUGUCUUUACGCUGUGACUUCUUUGAAAUACUUAGUGUGUUUGUAAUCACUGAUGGGUUCUUCCAGCCCACUGCACAGACUAAAACCCUAGUAUUGUAGUAAAGAGUUUAUUGACACUAGAUUAACCCCACAGGAGAUGGUGUUAUUACUCAAAUAAGUCUCCCCAAAUGCUCAAAGGUUGGGGUUUUUCAAGGAUAGUUUUGUGGGUAGGGGAUUAGGGAAUAGGUGCUGCUAUUGAUUGGUUGGGGAUGUAAUAAUAAAGGUGUAGAAAAUGGUCCU